This is a messenger RNA of Anisakis simplex (herring worm), 2643 nucleotides long. NCBI's taxonomy places the organism in Eukaryota, Metazoa, Nematoda, Chromadorea, Rhabditida, Anisakidae. The record is from the annotation of a GenBank genome assembly.
UCAAGUGAAUUGGAUUCAGCUGUAGAGAUUGGUGAUGUGAAAGGAGUGGUUGGCUCACUGUGUGUCGAUAAUGAACAUUUUUUACUUGUCAUCACACAAUGCACUCCAGUUGCAACAUACCCUUGCUCGCAGCACAAAAUUCAUCAUAUCGAUAAAGUAAUUGCUGUGCCACUCGAGGAAAAUGCUAAAAUUGACAAGGCUGAAUUGAACAGUUCAUCACCUCAGCUCAAUCGAAUAAUAAACUCGCAGAAGAAGUUAAUGAAGUUUGUCACCGAUAAAGUAUGUUCUGUGCGAAUAAUCGAUCAAUUAUUGAGUAUGUUCAAUGAUAAUGGUGAUUUCUAUGUAUGUUUCGGGAGUGAUCUCACGUUAACAACACAGAGGCUGAUGUCACAGUCAUCGACGAGUUACGAUGAACGUUUCUUUUGGAAUCGCCGUCUGUUGGGUGAUCUGUUCGCCGAGGAUGGUAGUGUAUUAAAAGAUGCUCAACCUUUUAUCACACCUAUCUGUCAGGGUUUUGUUUCUGAACGAGAGUUGACGUUUGAGUCAGACUGUCAUCUAACACUAACAAUCAUCUCGCGAAGAUCAGUGAAACGUGCUGGAUUACGUUAUCUACGUCGGGGUAUUGAUCAAGAGGCAAACGUUGCGAAUUUUGUCGAAACUGAACUCAUUUUGAAUAUUUUCUCUCAUUACCUCUCAUACGUUCAGAUUCGCGGCUCAGUUCCUGUCUUCUGGAGUCAACGUGGCUAUCGUUAUCGUCCGCCUCUGGUCGUCGAUAAACCCUUUAACGAAUCAUUUCCUGUUUUUGAGAAGCACAUCAAUUCAAUUAUUGAUCAUUAUGGAACACCCGUGACUCUCGUUAAUCUUGUCGAUCAAACGGGCAGGGAACUGGACCUGGCCGUCAGUUAUUUAUUGCACACAUUAAAACUGAAUUCACCUCAUAUCACCUACUGUUCAUUCGAUUUUCACUUCCAUUGUCGUGCUCUUCGUUUUGACAAGGUGAAUGAUCUGAUAAGUAUGUUAGAUGAGCAGUUGAGAGAGACGGCAUUUUGUUGGGUGGACAAGUCAGGACAGAUGGUUCGUGAACAGCACGGUAUCGUUAGGACGAACUGUGUGGAUUGUCUCGAUCGAACCAAUGUUGUUCAGUGUGCUGUGUCACAAGCAGUCGUCUUGGUUCAAGCACAGCGACUCGGCUUAGUUGGUCCUCUCAGCAGUUCUCCUCAUCAGUUGAUUAGAACACUUCAGUCAUUAUGGGCCGACAAUGGAGAUGCUAUCUCAAGACAAUAUGCGGGUACGGAUGCAUUGAAAGGUGAUGUGACAAGAAGUGGUCAACGCAAAAUAGUCGGUAUGGUACGUGAUGGCUAUACGAGUGCAUCAAGAUACUAUUUGUCGCAUACUAGACAUGCACAACGACAGAUCGCUAUUGAUACACUACUGAAAGAAGCAGCAAAUGAUAGCGAUGAGAAUGUGAGCGACGGCGAUGAAGAGGAAAGCGAAAGUAUCGCGAGAUUAGUGAGUGAAACGAUACACUUUGUUCUGCCCGAAACAGAAGUGCUCGUCGGUGGAUGGGCACUGGUUAGCGGUUCGAAUUCAUCAGAUCAAAUCGACACGGUACUCCUUCUCACCAGACAACGAGUGAUUGUUGCAAUUUACGAUGACGAUUCUGAAAAGUUGGUGGAGGUGAAAGUAAUCGAUUUUGAAGAUGUCAUUCGUUUGCAAUUCGGUACUUUUGCAAAGUCACCGAGGAUGCAUUUGAGAUUGUACGCAAGACCAAAUGAGCAGUUCACAUGGCGUGCUGCUAAAACACGUUUAUUCAAUAAUGUGGCAAUUCCAUUAAAAUGUGCUGAUGAGGCUGAUGAAUACAUCGAAGCGAUCGGUGAACAGUUUAGAGUCACAAUGGCUAUGAGCGGCCAUCACAUUGAAAUUCCCUUCGUUGGUAAACUUGAUGGAUGUUCUGAGAAAAGCGGACGUCGAAUAAUGAGUAUGCUUGCAUCGGCGUUCGGUGCAAAUAGUACUGCUGACUCAAUUUCUACUGUGAAUAGCUCAGCGAAUUGUGCCUCAUCUUCCAGUCGCAUCGCUCAUCCAUUGCCGAGUGAUGAACAACUCAGAGAUAAAAUCGCUGCAUCAACUAAUGAAAAUUGCAUGCUUGACAAUGCGAAAACGAAUCCAAUAAUUGUUUUCUCAUCGGAAGAAGGACGAUCAUCAAAAUCGAUAAAAAGCCAAUCAGUGCUUAUUGAUGGAGUGCUAUCACCAGAACCCGAUAAUUCGAUGUCGUCAUCAAUAAAAAAUACUGUUGAUAUUUUCGAUAAUCCACCAACACUUACUGCUAAUCCAUUUCUUUGCACAAUAUUGCAGCAGCAGCAGCAGCAGCAGCAGCAGCAGCAGCAGCAGCAGCAGCAGACAUGUCAGGUGCAUACAUCCAAAUCAGAUGGACGUUUAUCGGAUAAAGCUAGUGGUUUCGUAUCGAAAUUGCAGAAGUUGCAAUUGCGUUUGCCAACAUCGAAAAGUCAGAUCGCGAUCAAUGCUACUGCCAUCUCGAACAAUAGAUCAAUCGAUCCCACUCAGUUACCCAUACCAGCACCUAAUCCAUUCGCACAAUAUAAACAACAGAUUCUCACAUCCAAAUCUCGAAUUCUGCUUCUCUAA